CCAGAUGAAUCAAGGCACCAAGGCUAUGGCUGAGCUCUGCCUUCUCGUGGCACUUUGGAUUCUUCCCCUACUCACUACCAACCAUGCUGUGUGCCCAAGUCACCAGAGCUCAUACUUUACAGGAGCAGACAAAGAGAUCUGCUGUGACUACUGUGCUGCAGGUGAGGAAAUGAAAGCACGUUGUACCAGCAAUAAUCCUAAACCAACAUGUGAACCAUGCCCGGAAGGAUUCUUUAACCAACCAAAAACAAUUUACAAAUGCAGGGUCUGCAAUCCUUGUGAUAAAAGUAGCAUUGAGUUAAAACCUUGUGACAAAUCCUCUGAUGCUGUGUGCAAAUGCCCAGCCGGAAGUGAACCGAAAAAUGACAAGGAGACAGCAUGUCUGUGCAAUAAAGGGAAUCACAUAGUAGCAAAUCAAUGUGUGCCCUGCCCACAAGGACACUUCUCACGUGAAGACAACAGCAUCUGCCGCCCAUGGACUAACUGCAGUGCAACGGGUGAAGAACAGCAGGAACCUGGCUCCUCCACUGAAGAUGUAAAGUGCUCAAGGCCCAAAAUCUUGCCCAGCCAAGUGUUCCGCAGCAGCACGUCAACAAAAGCUCCUGUCUCUGGGAAAGCAACAACCAGUCACCCAAGGGCCACUGAAGGAAAUAUAGUUUUUAAUAAUGCAACAACUGUCAACAACAGCUCCACAAACUGGAAGUUCCUGUCUUUCAUCCUCAUUGCAGUAAUCCUGCUUAUGGUCUCCGCCACCAUAUUUUUAAUAAUGUUUGUACAUAUGUGUCAAAGAAAGGAAAAGAGAAAUUUCCGCGGGUGCAGAAUUCCAAUACAAGAAGUGACAGAAUUAAGCAAGCAAAUGACAGUGUGAGAGCAGCUUGGGAAACCCGCCCAAGUGUUAAACACACACUAUCAAUAUUUGCUGGCAUCCAGCAAUUACUUAAUAGACCAAAAACCUAGAAACUGCUGUCUCCUUUGCAACAUGCACCUAUAGAGAAAAGAAGAAUCAUCUGAACAGACAAGCGAGUGCGUCUAGGUUUCAUCAUGGGCACAGCUUUUUCUGCUGUCUUUAUUCAUGGGAUUGGAAAGAACUCAUCCUUUUUUAUAAGUGGGUGUUAUUUCCGUUUACAGACAAUCCAGAUAAGUCUAUACAUUAAUUACUGGGCACUCUCAGACCAGAGUAAGGCGCAGUGCUGGCACAUUUCACAUUUUAUUGGAAGAACCAUGGGCAUUUGUUUCACAGAUUACCAUUUUAUUGGCCCCUGCUUCCAACAUGACUACAGGCUGUGACAAUGAUCACAUUUAAAAUGUAUGUCAGUGCUCAGAUAUGUGGCAUGUAAUAAGCACUAAGGAGGAAAGAUAUAUGUAAUAUGUUUAUUAUUCAAAGUGUGCUGUAUUUACAUGAAAUUAGAGUGACUGGAGGUUGCCAGUCUAAGAGAAUUAAUUUUCUAUUGUUUUAUGGAAGUACGAAGGCACAGGUUACUGUGUGCAUAGAACAUUGCCUCUCUCUACAUUUACAUUUAUAUUUUGGAAUGGGAGUGAACAUGCUGCACAGCUCAGCUAAGGCAUGCUACAGAGUAAUCGGAAGAUAGGAUGAUUUAUAUUUAAUGUGGUUUACUGGCAACUAAAAGGAAAGCCUGUGCUCGUGCUAGUAGGUCCAUAUUUCCCACCUACCUCGUUGUAAAUAUGUAUCUGCAGAGCUGAUCUUUGCAUAGAGUAAGUUACACCUUCAUGCAUUGGUGUUUAAUUAAGAAAAAAUAAAGGAUGAUAAACAAUG
Xenopus tropicalis (tropical clawed frog) is the source of this 1774-nucleotide messenger RNA. It is a transcript of the gene tnfrsf4, whose product is annotated as TNF receptor superfamily member 4. Bases 5 to 868 code for a protein of 287 amino acids. The record is from RefSeq and is a predicted model, not a curated record. Gene Ontology annotation, molecular function: tumor necrosis factor receptor activity. Gene Ontology annotation, biological process: tumor necrosis factor-mediated signaling pathway; inflammatory response. NCBI's taxonomy places the organism in Eukaryota, Metazoa, Chordata, Amphibia, Anura, Pipidae. The transcript is spliced from 7 exons.